Messenger RNA from Penaeus monodon (black tiger shrimp), 3237 nucleotides. RefSeq names its product microtubule-associated protein futsch-like. The record is from RefSeq and is a predicted model, not a curated record. Gene Ontology annotation, molecular function: actin binding. NCBI's taxonomy places the organism in Eukaryota, Metazoa, Arthropoda, Malacostraca, Decapoda, Penaeidae.
GAAGAGCAAAUAAAAAGGGUGUGAGGAGACAAAAAGAUAUAAAUUGUAAAGAGGAAACCAAAAACCAAGAAGACAAAGCAAGUAAAGAAGAAACGAGGCACCAAGAAGACGAAAUAACGAGAGAGGAGGAAACGAGAAAACAAAAAAGCGAAACAAGAAGAGGGGAAGGGGCGGUGAACCCAGGGAAGGGGAGGCAAGAAGACAAUACAAAUAAGGAAGAACAAAAGAGAAACCAGGAAGACAAAGCAAGUGGAGAAGAAACGGGGAACCCAGAAGGCAUAUACAGAGAGGAAGAAAUGAGAGAAAAAGGAGACGAAAUCAAUAAACAGGAGCAACUGAGGAACCGAGAAGACAAGGCAAACAAACAAACAGGGUACCAAGAAAACAAGACGAAGGAAGAGGAUGAUGCGAAGAACCGGGAAGAAAAGACAACGAAAGGUGAGGAGCCGAGGAGCAAAGGAGGCAAAAGAAAAGUGGAAGAAGGAACGAGGGAACUAGAGGCCAAAACAAAUAAACAAACAGGCAACCAAGAAAGAAAAUCAGACGAAGAGAAUGGAGCGUUUGAUAAAACAGGGAACCAAGAAGGAAUAUCCAAGAACAAACGAGCGAGCAACCCAAACAACAGGGUAAAGAAGGAGGAGGAGACGGAGACCCCCACACUGACCCCUCAACCCGCAGCAGGGCCGGGCUGGGACGGCGAGGGAGAGCGGGGCAAACAUGGGCGGCUGCAGGGCGGCGCCGGAGCACAGAACAACUUGCAGACCAGUACCUCUACAUCUACCACUUUACGAGUUCACGAAGGCAGCAGCGCGGUAUCCGUCAAGCCUAAAACCCAAAGCCCUCAGAAGCAGAAACACGCGGCGGGAGACGACCCCGGUUCGCCGCUCGGCUCGACUUACAAGGGCAGCGAGCCCGCGACGAGAUCGCCGCGCAGGAGAGGGGACUCGGAGGACGCCAAAGGAAGGCGAAGCUCAAGAGAAACCGACGCGGAUGAUCCUGAAUUCAGACCACAGGACUUGGUGGAGUUUCUGGGGCGGCAAAGCGGCUUUCAAGCUCCCGUGGACAAGAUGAGAGAUAUUUUCUCUUGGCAAGUGAAUCGGGCAUUAGCAAACCUCCCUCAUAUCUUUUGUAUAAAGAAUGACAGGAUGAAGUUGCGGCCAAAGGUCAGAGUCUGCUCUGCUUAUGCAUCGCAAAGUGGGUGCAUUGACCGGUCAUUAUGCUUUAAGAUUCAUAUCUGCUCCGACUUUAUUUUUGGCGACUGUGAGUUGGAAAAUUGCAACAUGGGUCAUAGUUUGCGCACGAAACAUAAUAUCAAGGCGAUCCAAGCUUUUUAUCUAGAGAGUCUAAGUUAUAAACAGUUGGUUCUUCUUGUAAAAGAAAAUGGAAAGGCAUUACACAUGGCGCCUUACCAGGAAUCCUCCCAAAUUCCUGAAAUAUGCUUUAAGUCUGUGUCUGGGUCUUGUAAUGUUGCUGGAUGUCGGAGGUUCCACUCAAAGAUCCACUUUCAUUGGCAAAUAACCGAAGAUUUUAAAACUUGGUUUAACUUCCCGGAGAAGCAAGUUCUUUUUCUGGAAGAACAUUUCUGUAAUCCUGAGAAUGAGUUUGUUACACUGGCAGCACUCGAUGACCCCUGCUGUAGCAGAGCCCUAGCCGUUCUAUUGAAAUACAAAUCUUGGGAAAUAGCCUUCAAAAACACGACCUGGGAAAAUAACUAUCCAGUAAUUCCUAUUCGCUGUGAAGGCGCAAUAUAUUACAUCCGGAGACUUUGCACCGAGAGAAGUCCGACAAAGAAACUCAGAGCAAACAGAUUCAUUUGGUAUUUCCAAGAUGACUCGCAGAAAUGGGUUUCGUUUGACACUUGUAACAAUAACAGACUUGAAGAAGCUUAUCAAAAGGAUCCAAAAGGAGUAGUGAAAGUAGAGACAAUGAGAUCAUUACACGAAGUGGAUUUCAGCAAAAUGCUGCAGGAAAAUGUAAUGGCCCAGAGCUUUACAGAGAUACGGCGCAGACCCCUGACAUUGGUAGAAAUCAUUCGAGAUGAUGGAAAAGGUCUAUGUAAAUUUUGAAUUAUUUUUGGGAAAUAAUAUGUUAUACAUGUAUGAAUUCUAUCACACUCUAUGUUUGUGUAUUAAGUUUUAUAUUUAUUUUAUAUAAAUUUAUGAAUAUUAAGCAAACAUGUCACCCCUCAGCUGACCCCUGACAUUACGUUAUAAAAUACUUGUUUAGUCAAUAUAGUAUUGAUAAACACUGUAAUAGUGCUUUUUCAAAUACCCCCCUCCCCCCAAAAAAGAAAAAAAAUCCGAGUUUGAGAUUAAAAGACCUGCCAAGGUGAAAUAUUUAAGACACACUUCACACUCAAACUAAGUCUUUAGCCUCAUAGCUUAUAAUUCCAUAUUUAGUUUAAGGAAACAUAACGAUGUUUACUCCCCUCAGGAGCCUUGGGUGCUUGACUGAUGAACCACUCCUGGACGCGACAGGAGGUGAUCUUUAUAAAUUCAAGCACACCCAUGAGUCCAAAUUCACCUAUUUUGAUAAUCGCAUGGACAGUAAAAAAGGAAUUGUGAUCGGUUUGGAGAUAAGCAUAGGAUAAAAGAAACAGAUUUGUGUCCCAUCUGAAGUGAGCCCGAGUUGAGAGCUCGCGAGCCUGAAGAGUGGGGUUGCUUUCCUCACUUCACCUUGUCUACCCAGGUUGAAGAGCGGUUUUCUACGCCCAAAGAUACGUCAUUAUUAUCAGACAUUCCUUGGAAAUAUAUGACGCGACCAUGUAUUUUAGUAUUUUCAUUUGAUAACUUUUGUUAACCAAGAAUUCAAAGAGAACAUCAAAAGAAAAACGCUGCUACCACAGACAGAAAGUAUAUAAAAAGCUUUAUGUAUCUUCAUUUGUGUUUUGUUUCUUUAACGUGUGAUCACGGUCUUUAGUAGCCAAAUGACAAAAGUGUUACAGUACUCUUCUAGGGGAAAGGCCAAUUUGUGAAGCUUUAUCUUUAGCGAUCUUUGAUGCACACACAUUCAUAUAUAUAGCAUAUUUGCUGGUUGUGUCUAUGCCACUCUGCAAGUAAUUUUGAAUUUAUUUGUGUACACGGAUUAUUAAAUUCUGACGAAACAGAUUUUUAUUUAUAUUCUAUAUUCACUUGAAUUUUAUAUUUGCAGUGUGGCAUUAUCUUUUGUUGUUAAUUCACUGUUAAUUUGGCAAAUUAAAUGUAUAAUUCAAAAUGUAAUUAAAAUUAAAUGAUCAUA